Molecule: messenger RNA, 303 nt
Organism: Uncinocarpus reesii 1704
Lineage: Eukaryota; Fungi; Ascomycota; Eurotiomycetes; Onygenales; Onygenaceae
Exons: 3
Coding region: 1-303 (100 amino acids)
Source: RefSeq, a predicted model, not a curated record
AUGCCGCUGCCUUUUGAGGCUUUGCUUCCCUAUGGGAUUAUUAUUGGCUUCUUCGGCGUGACUGGAAUCGGGCUGUCGUUCUCCAAACGGUUUGCAAAUGAUGGAAAGCGACCGAGACGCGGCAUUGAUGCCUGGGAUAGACAAAGUAUUCCCCCUAUCUCCUGCGUCUAUACUGAGCCAAGGAUCUCCCCGAUGCGGGUUAUGCUGACAAUCGGUAGUGAUGGAACGGGAUUUACGGCUUACGGGAUCCUUACGAGGCCAGACAGAUUCGCCCGUAGCGCCGCCGGGUUUCUCGUUGAAUAA